AUGGCCGGCACAGACAUUAUCAAUUACUAUGCGGACUUGGGAAUUGAUGACGAGAACGCAGAUGAGGCAACAAUCAAGAAGGCUUACAGGAAGCUGGUCCUAAAGUGGCAUCCGGACAAGCAUCCUGAAAACCGGGAUGAAGCAGAGACGCAAAUACGCAAGAUCAACAAUGCGUACGAGGUGCUCAGCAAUCCCACCAAGCGGUCGACCUACGACGAUCAACGACGGGCCGUCAAGCGGAAAAAGCAAGGUUUCGGGCCGCCGCCCCCAAGUGGCGUCGCUGGCUUAGCCGGUGGCAUAAGCUUUCUAGUUUGCUACGCAGAAAUGCUGCAUGCUGCGCGAGCAUUCCUGAGUCUGCGGGCCUGUGAGGCACCUCGCAUGCGAAUUCCAAAGGAAUUUAUGAUGAUGCCAAUAGGCGGCCAAACCAUGUUGUUGCACAAAGUUGGCAAGCACGUUGGAUGCACGGUGCCCCAGUUUUCUUGGCCAGGUUUCCCAGACAAGUUCGUCCGGUACAAUGGCCGGCGGCUUUUUGUUCACAGUCGCAAGGAUGAUCCUGACGUCGAGUUCAAGGCAGCUUCCAUGCACGCAUUCUUUGAAGACACCAAAUGGUCACUUUGGUGGCUGCCAGAAGUGAACAACAUGUGUCGAGUCCGUGCACUCGGAUCAAGAGCAGCCGGGGAGAAGAUGGGUGUUGCAGCUGGUCUUUGUGGAGGUUUGAACUUGUCCUUCUUCAUUGACCCAGCGCGCCCGAAGGACUCGGAAGUGGGCUUAGAAGAUGCUCGCAAGGGCGAAAAGGUUGACAAGGUCAACUUCAUCGCAGUGACGAGUCCAGCAUACGAAGGGGCCUUCCGGUUUGAAGCUGCAUAUCGGCGAGGCUUUUACUUGACCUUCCUGCCGCCGAACCAUUUGCGAGUGGCACCGUACGGUGAGGAGGAUGACAGGGGAAUCGCGGACUUCACGCUGGUGGACUUUGGGGUGAUGUUCAAGUUCAUUGAGAUGGAGGAGGUCCUCCAGCCUGCUGUUGCGGCUUACAAGGGGUGGGUGCAGCUGGAGCAGCUGCGGAAAGAUCCAAAUAUUCUCUUGUAUUUCUCCAACAUUCUGCAAAAAAAGGUCUGGGACAACGAAGACUUCAUCAUUUACUUCGAGGGACACUGGGAGACCUGGGAGUUCAACAAAGAGACCCAAUCUGUGAGGCUCCGCACAAAAGAAGAAAAGUUGGCCCAGAUGCUCGCAACAGUCAAGGACAUAGAUGGGGUUUCGGCUGUUGUGGCCGGCGCAAAGGAUGAGCUCACGAAGUUGCCACUGCUGGCAGCAGCACGCGCGUUGGUGGUCUUGGCCGCCUCCACCCAUGAUGGUGAAGGGCUUGACGUUACCAAGACCAUCAACAGGAUAGCGGCGCAGAAGAAGCUGCUUUCAAACUUGCGCAGUAUCCUUGCCACAGCGACCAAUGGAGGCGAAGUCGUCCUGCCGUUGAACGAUCUGCUGGACAUGGCAGAUCUGGCUGGAGCAGUGGGUGGCUCUGGAGCUGCCAGCGACCUGGUGCACACGCGACAGGCAGCCCAGCAGGCUGUAGCUGACAUCGUAUUCCGCCAACUGAGCGAUGCCAAGUCCCAGCUGGACGUGUCACUGCUGGGUCGCGUGCUGCGUUUGCCUGGAGCUGGCGAAGUGGAUUCCACUCUGGCCUCCAUGUGCCAACCACUCGUUGCAAGCGUGGGACUGGAGCAAGCUCUGGAGUUCGUGAGAUAUGCCGGUGCAUCGGGCUGUCUUGAAGUGGCCAACACUUAUGCAACUUCGGCGCUUCUGAUGAUGGACACCAAACAGCCCGAGCCAUCAGCAGAGGAGCAGCUGGGCAUCCUCCGUACCAUAGCCGCUGCAGGUGCAGCAUUGGAAGAUAUCUCUAGCCGUCUCGCUCGCCUGGCCCCCGCUUCACAGGCGGACUUGCUGGUGGAUGUCGUUCUUGCCAUCGCGGACCGCGGCUUCAGUUCAGACGCCUUGGCCAGCGCAACGCAGGUUUUGACAACCAAGCUUGGCAGCACCCAGCUCCAGCCCUCACGGCUCUUGGAGCUGGCUGUGGCAUCCACCAAGAGCACAAGCCUGGCGCCGGUCAUCGGCGCAGUGGCCCGUGCAGUGGGAGCGAGCGCGACCACCUGGCCGGUGAGCGAUCUUGUUCGCUUGCUCCUCGCAGUGGCAAAAGCCAAGAAGGCUUUGAACAAUGAAGACAAAGCGUAUCUCCUCAAGCAGGCUGUGCGGCCCUUGCAUCUCAACGCGAGCAGCUGCGGAAGAAGCCAUCGAUCGAACGAAACUCAGCGGGGCUUUGCAAAGUUGGGAGAGGAGGAGGUCGCAGAGCAAUAUGCAGGCAGGUUGGUUGACUUCUGGUCCGAAACCUUGAAAGAGUGGACCAAGGCUGGCUCUGGUGGGGGUGCCUGGGACAGUGACGACGAAGUCACAAAGCAGCGUCGAGAGCUGGAGAAAAAGUCCCGCUUGUCGGCAGACCAAGUCGUGCAGCUGGCGAAAGUUAUGGCCGCUGCCGGCUCCAAAAGCCUCACCGAAGCCAUUGGUGGCAAUCUAAUUGCGAGAGCAAAGGAACUCACCGACAACGGCCGCAAGGCCGUUGAUGCCCAACUCGCAGAUGGCGGUGCGUUGGCAGAUUACCACCGGAAGGAUCGGCUCAAAAGAGCGGUUGCAGCUGCAGCUGGCAGCAACAGCCGAAGUCGAAGUCGCCGGCGCAGCCGAAGUGCCAGCCGCGACAGAGGGAGGCGGCGGAGAAGUCGCAGUCGCAGCCGUGAUCGCGGCAGAGAUCGCGAUCGUCGGUAG
Molecule: messenger RNA, 2814 nt
Organism: Symbiodinium natans
Lineage: Eukaryota; Dinophyceae; Suessiales; Symbiodiniaceae
Source: the annotation of a GenBank genome assembly